Pediculus humanus corporis (human body louse) is the source of this 1128-nucleotide messenger RNA. RefSeq lists its product as uncharacterized. The coding region runs from base 1 to 1128 and encodes 375 amino acids. The transcript is spliced from 4 exons. The record is from RefSeq and is a predicted model, not a curated record. Lineage: Eukaryota; Metazoa; Arthropoda; Insecta; Psocodea; Pediculidae.
AUGUUCACCUUUAUUGUUUCAGGAAAGUUCGAUGAAUUGGUCAAAUAUUUUGAUAAUCAACCAAGUUUAUCGGUAUUGUAUGAAAAUGUAAAAAAUAUUGAUAAAAAUUUACAAAAAUAUUCAAGUGUCAGCCAUGAUGAUUUGGAAUCACCAUUGGAAAAUUUAUCAAGAAAAUUAUCAAGUUUGGAAUCGAAACUUGAUAAUUUUUUAAAUCCAGGUUUCUUAGGUAAUUCAAUUAAAUCCCUGGAAAGGAAAAUUGCUAAACUUCAAUUCAGUUUGGAUAGAUCAUUGGUAAAAAGUGAAUAUUAUUCGAUGAAACCAUCUAGCGAGACUGCAAAUUACGAAAUGAAUAAUAUUCUGUUGGAAAUUGCAUCGAAAUUAAAUACACUUUACGAAAAAUCGGAAAUGGAUGAUGAUGUGACCAUAUUGGACAGACCGGAAGGAAGGAAUUUGGGAAAAUCAUGUAAAAUGCUUGCCGUUCCUUAUAAAAGAUUAUUGUUCAGCGUUGAUCAUUUGCAAAAAGCAGUCAAAGAUUUAGGAGAGAAUAAAGGUAAUGCUAUCGGUGAAGAACUUAGAAAUUCAGCCAUGUCUGAUAUAAGAGAUCGUUUGGAAAAUAUCCUCGAUGAAAUUCAACUUUUGAGACGAAGAAAUGAGAAAAAUAUUAAUGAAAAUGAAAGGAUUUUAAGACGAAUCGAUAAGAAACUCGAUUCGGAACUUGAAGAUGAUGAUGAAGAUGAUGAAAAGUUAAAAAAAUCACUUAAAAAGUACAUGGUCGAACAAAGACUUUGUGACGAUAGCGAUGAAAAUGGAUCUAAAAGUUGUGAAAAGGAAAAAAAGAAAGCAAAUUCAAGAAGGAAAAAGAAAUCUAAAUAUGCUAAUUUUUCGGAUGUAGACGAUGAUUAUGACAACGGUGAUUUCGAUGUGAAAAAAAAUAAAUAUGGAAAGAAAAAAGUUAAGAAAAGUAUAAAAGAAUCUGUCAUGGGUCAUGAUUUGUUCGACAAUCUUAUUGCUGAUCAACCUUAUGAAAGCCUUCCAAUAAAUUCACCUGUACUCCCACCAGAAUCAUCUCAAAAAAAAAUCCCUGAUUUUUUGACUAUUUGUUAUGGAUAUUAUUUUACAAUUCAGUAA